This is a messenger RNA of Encephalitozoon hellem ATCC 50504, 2043 nucleotides long. Its product is annotated as formin homology 2 domain-containing protein. Lineage: Eukaryota; Fungi; Microsporidia; Unikaryonidae. Bases 1 to 2043 code for a protein of 680 amino acids. The record is from RefSeq and is a predicted model, not a curated record. The transcript has a single exon.
AUGGAGUCCUGGAAGUCGAAGUCAUUAGAGCACAUCAAUAUACAGUUCCGAAGCAUAAUGGAGGGAAUGGGGAUAGACGAGGAGAAGCAGCACAAGCUAGCGGCAAAGCUGAAUCUAUCGAAGAAGAUCAGGACCAUCACGUCGAUGCAGACACUGGAGGAAAGGAAAAAGAAGAUCAAGGAGUAUGUGGUAAAGCUGAAGGACAGGAACAGUGUGCUCAAUCUCCUGAGCCUAUCGGUUUCUCUCGAGACAGGGCCCAGGGUCCUAUAUGAGAUUUUCAGUGGAGAAGGAGGGCACGAUGUGCUUGUGAGAUGCAUGAGAAGGAUGGAUGAGGAGUUUGGAGAUGUUAUCUGCGACACCUUGUAUAUCAUCCUAUCGAAGUACGGGAACCACUUCCCGCCGUUUCUUAGGCUCCUACUUGACGGGUUUCUUAGUGGGAAAGUGCAUGAAACGAGAUCCUUCUUUAAAAUCCUUGAAUUUCUGGUGAACGAAAACAAGGCGGAUGAGCUGUUUUUCAGCACAGACUUUAACAGGUGUGUUUGCAACAGCUAUCUGUCGAAGAUUGUUGAAUACACCAAGAGGAUUCCAAGAAUCGAAGACGAGCUGAAUUUUUUGGUGCCACUUCUCAAAUCUCCAAGGUCUGUGCAUGUUAAGUAUAUCCUGUUUGUAUCUGAUUUUUCCUCGCUGGAAGACAGGGUCGUCAAUAAAGAUGUUUUCGAGAGUAUAGUGAAAGAGAUUAAACCUGACAUUCGUCGGGAUUGGAAGAGGGGUCGAAUUGAUGAGGUGCUGAGAUUAGCUGAGGCUGAGGGGGUUCUCGAUGUUGCAUGCUGUAUCUUCGAGGCGUUUGCAUUUGGGGACAGCAAGGUGUUUGGGGAGUUGAGAGAGGAUGUAGAGAAGAUGAAGAUUUCCGAAGUCCAGGGGGAGGGUACGGAGGCGUGUGCAGCAGAAGUUGAAAAGAAGAGGGAAGCGGUUAAGAAGGUGGAGUUGAGUAAGGCUAAGGGUCCAAAGAAGAUAAUCAAGAAGGUUGCAAAAAGUACCGCCCCGUCGAAAAGAUACACCCAGGUGAAAUGGACGAAGAUGGGGAAAGGAAACAGCGUGUGGAGCAGGAUAAAGACGGAAGAGAUGGAGAGCAUUUUUAGAACCGAGGAGUUUGAUGGAUUUGAGGUGAAGGGAGAAAAGCCAAAGGCACUGAGCAUGGGGAUGGAAAAGAAAAAGCCGAGUGUGUUUUCCGAAAAGAAGAACUAUGCGAUUAACAUUGCAUUGGGAAGGGUAAAGGAAAGCAACUGCGAGUUGAAGUCUGCAAUAUUAAACAUGCAUGAGGAUCUCAAUGAAAACCUUGUGAAGCAGCUUCUUUUCUACUUUCCGACGGAUGAGGAAAUAGAACAAUUGCAAAGCACGGACCAUGUGUUUGGAAGGGGAGAAGAGUUCUUCAAGGAGAGCAUUGAAGAGGUUGAGAUGAUGAAAAGGUGCCUCUAUUAUCUCUACUUCAUAAUAUCGUUCAGGAACCAGAAUGUCUGUAAGAAUCUUGGGAUUCUCGAGAGAUACUAUGCCAUGCUUCUGGAAAGCAAAGAGUUGAGGAGAUUUCUGGGGAUUGCUUUGGCGGCAGGAAAUUAUCUCAACAGGGGCAGCUUCCUAGGGAAUGCAGAGGGAUUUACAAUGGAGUCUAUUCCGAAGAUACUGGAAGUAAAGAACAAUGGAAAUAGUUUGCUGGGGCUUUUGAAGAAGAAGAUUGAUUGCAAGCUACUGCUUGAGGAUCUAAGUGUAGUGUAUGAUGCCAGUGGAAUAAACUUUGAGGCACUGUGCAUUGAGAUUGAAGAGCUCAAGAAGAACUAUAUCAAUGCGAGCGGAUCUUCUUUUCCCAAAAUACAGGAGAGGAUGGAAGAAAUCCAAGAAAGGUAUGAGGAGAUCUGCUCAUUGUAUGAUAGGGUCAGCAAGCUCCAUCGAGAUUGCAAGGAAUACUUUGGAGAAAAAGUUGACGACGACUUCAAUAGCUGGAUGAUACUUCUUUUAGACAGGCUGUCGCAUGAGGUACAAAAGAAAUAA